Gasterosteus aculeatus aculeatus (three-spined stickleback) is the source of this 2365-nucleotide messenger RNA. The record is from RefSeq and is a predicted model, not a curated record. Lineage: Eukaryota; Metazoa; Chordata; Actinopteri; Perciformes; Gasterosteidae.
UGGGACAUUGAGUUUGUCAUUGCUGGCAGAAAGAUGGCAGGCGUGCAGCCGCCACCUCUUCGCAGUCUGAAUGAUUUUCUCCCGAGCUCGGCCCGGUUCGCUGCGCCCGAUGUGCGCGACCUGGAACGCUGGAACAACCGCAUCAUCAACAACCUGCUGUACUACCAGAGCAACUGCCUGGUGUCGGCGUUGGGCCUCCUGCUGGUGGUGGGGUACUUCCAGCCCCUCCAGCUGGUCGUCGGGGCUACGGUGGUCACCUUGUUGUUCCCGAGCUUCGUGUGGGUUGCCGAAAACCAAGCUUCCGUUCGUUGUUUUCGUAGAAACCACCCUACAAUCUCCUUGUUGGCCAUUCUCUUGGCCAGCUACCUGUUUGUGUUGGUGCUGGGAGGUGUGGCACUGUUCCUGUUUGGGAUCGCCUUCCCUUUACUGAUGGUUCUGGUCCAUGCUUCGGUGAGGCGGCGAAACCUGAAGAACAAACUGGAAAACAAGCUGGAGAGCAUCGGCCUGAAGAGGACACCCAUGGGACUCCUGCUAGAAGCCCUGGGACCGGAACAGGAGACUGGAACCUAAAGAGGAAAGGGUAGCGGGGCAGGGCAUCCGAAGAGAAAUGGAUGUCAGUUGAGUGGAAAAGGUGAAGAAUAGAGUUGUUAGAAUGGUUGUUCAAUUAUAGUUAGGGCUUGUAAAUAAAAGGGGGGGGGGGUGCCGCGGACGCUAUGGCCGACACGGCUCGGGUGGGAGUGCGUGACAAGAGACCGAAAUGCGUGACGCUGUAUAAUUUCCUGUUCAAAGACAGACAGUCCGUCUGUCCAAUCAGAAGGGUCCGACCUCUGCUAUAAGGCCCUACCCUUUCCGUAAGAAGUUAAUUUAGUUGUUUUUUCCUAUUUGACGUUGUGUUUUGCACUUCAGGGCCACUGUAGCUUUUCCCAUAAAUUAGAACUUUAUCUUCCGAACUUUUCUCUAAAUAGUUUCACUUGUUUUUGUCUUAUAAUCACUUGACUUUCUCAUUCAUAGGAACCGUGGAAGUAUUAUGCUCAUCAACUCAUCAACCCUUCACACCGGGAAGACGCUUUAUUUGAAAUAGUCUUCUAUUCAGCAGAGCCGCAGGAUCACAAUGAGGAUUCUCUUAUUGUAUUGAUGUUAUAUGAUCCACUGAAAAUGAAUACUCUUUUCCCUACCAUUUAGUGAAAUUCCAUGUUGCAUUGAAGAGUUAUUUAAAUAACAUGCAGUGAGAAGGAGCAGGGGGGGGUGAGGGACAAAAGGAAGCAGCUCAGUCUAAGACUCUUUGUGGGGCAUACUGGAGUUGAUACAAAACCCAUACAAGCACAUGUGAAGGAAACACAUGAGUCAUUUCUAGUUCUUCAGCCACAGCCCUCUAUUGCCGCUCUCUGCAGCCAAUGAAUGACUUUGAACUUACCCUUUAAUUCCUAUUAAAACUUAAAUCCUUGUUUGACUCCGCCAACACAAACUUUUUUCCCUGUAACCUACUCUGGGGUUUCAGCCAUGCUGGUCCAUUAUUCUCCACAAAUAGUGGAUGAAGAGGAUUGGAAUUUGGCUGCAGACAUUGAAGAAGCCUAUUGACAUAGUUGAUCCUCUGAGGUGUCUACUAGUUCAGAUAGUUUUUUGAUUAUAUUUGGAAUUAUUUCAACAUUUAAUAGAUUGACCAGUGAAACAUGUUUUGGUCGAUCGUCAAGUCAUGCUUAAUGAAUACACCAAGAUGCCAAGACUCACUAGCAUAGUGUUUGGUUCCCUGCUUCAUUUUUAAAGGACAAUGUUGUGUUGUUACAUGUCAUUAAGCUGAUGAGUACUUAGAAGCAGCUAUUCCUCUAAAUUCUACUCUACUGUUUUAAAAAUGUAAUUCCAUAGCUAAUGAUUUUGAAGCCGAGGCAGACGAAAGGCUGAAGGUAUUUGAGUGAUUGAAAUUGAAUGCUUCAGCUGCCUGUUAUGGGGACGAUGAAAUAUAUUUAUGCAUGUGGAAUUUGGGAUGACUGCGUCACAUAAAAACAGCCAACUUGAAAGGCUGAAGAAAGGGAGUUAUAUCAAGAGAAAGCCACAAGUGAGGUUGACACCGCUAGCGUUACUUUUAUCCCGGUUAACCUAUUCAUGAAAAAUAGUGAGUUAACAGCUACACCCUGAGUAGACUUAGGGACUUUUAACAUAGGACAAAAGGGACUUUAGAGCAACGUAUGUCCUGGGGAUUUCUGUAAAUCGCCAGACCUCUUGUGUGAAAGCUAACUGGUGUCAGUCUGUUUGGUGAAACAUCAUGCUAAUUGAAUAUUAUUUUUCUAUGGUUCAACUUGUGACUUCAUUUGAUUAUGUUAGGAAGAAACACCCUUUUGAAUUUAAAUGAAUUAUCUUUUCAGACUUA